Messenger RNA from Phycodurus eques (leafy seadragon), 2319 nucleotides. RefSeq names its product retinoid X receptor, alpha a (gene rxraa). Gene Ontology annotation, biological process: anatomical structure development; retinoic acid receptor signaling pathway; positive regulation of transcription by RNA polymerase II. Lineage: Eukaryota; Metazoa; Chordata; Actinopteri; Syngnathiformes; Syngnathidae. The record is from RefSeq and is a predicted model, not a curated record. Bases 288 to 1799 code for a protein of 503 amino acids. Gene Ontology annotation, molecular function: nuclear steroid receptor activity; zinc ion binding; nuclear receptor activity. Gene Ontology annotation, cellular component: RNA polymerase II transcription regulator complex; nucleus. The transcript has 11 exons.
AGAUCCAGUAGUUGGACUUGUAGAGAGCACGCGAGGGAGAGGAGAGGAGUACAGCAGCUGAGUGAGCAAGUACAGAUAGAAACACGUUACCUUACGAGACUAUUAGACAUCGACCUGUCACUUUUAAGCGCUCCGAAGGCUACUCGAAGAGGACCACAGAGUGCAGCAGCAACAAAAAUAACGACAACAACAACAACACCUGGUCUGGUGUCCUCGAGCCGCCAGUGAAAAACUCCCCAACGUGAUCGUCUCCGCUGGAAUGAGCUAACCUACACUACCAGUCAGAAAUGGAAACCAAACCGUUCUUGUCAUUGGGGUUCCUGAAGCCCCAGUGCUCAUUAGCUCCUCCGAUGCAGCGAGCCCGCUCAAAUGAGGCCUGUUCCUGUUUCAGUGGCAUGUGUUCCCUCCAUCACCAUCACCGUCGCCUAUCCUCAGACUCUUCAGGUCAAAUGGGCUCUUCACCCCUGGGCUCACCCAACUCCCAUCGAGGAAUGCACCCAUCUUUGCUCAGUCCGACGACCAUGGGGCCCUCUGGGUCGCUUCACUCUCCCAUCAGCACGUUGAGCUCGCCCAUGAACGGGCUGGCCUCGCCUUUCUCUGUCAUCAGCUCGCCCAUGGGCCCGCACUCCAUGACCUCGCCCGGCAUGGGCUACGGUCCCAGUGUCAGCCCCCAGCUGAACUCGCCGAUGAACUCGGUCAGUAGCACAGAGGACAUUAAGCCCCCGCUGGGCAUCAAUGGCGUGAUGAAAGUACCCGCUCAGCCCUCUGGCACGGCGCUGUCGCUCACCAAACACAUCUGUGCCAUCUGUGGGGACCGCUCCUCAGGUAAACACUAUGGUGUAUACAGCUGUGAGGGCUGCAAAGGUUUCUUCAAAAGGACAGUGCGCAAAGACCUCACCUAUACAUGUCGUGACAGCAAGGACUGCGUGAUUGACAAACGCCAGAGGAAUCGGUGCCAAUACUGCCGCUACCAAAAGUGUUUAGCCAUGGGCAUGAAGAGAGAAGUGUUAUUACAUGCAGCCGUUCAGGAGGAACGCCAGCGAGCCAAGGAAAGGAAUGAGAAUGAGGUGGAGUCGACCAGCUGUGCCAAUGAGGACAUGCCCGUGGAGAAGAUUCUGGAAGCCGAGCAGGCAGUGGAACCCAAAACCGAAACCUACAUCGACACCAACCUUGGAGUUCCAUCCAGUUCGCCCAACGACCCGGUGACAAACAUCUGUCAGGCUGCUGACAAACAGCUCUUUACGUUAGUUGAGUGGGCCAAGAGGAUUCCCCACUUCUCUGAGCUGCCACUGGACGACCAGGUCAUCCUUCUACGAGCAGGUUGGAAUGAACUCCUCAUUGCGUCAUUUUCUCACCGUUCGAUAGCCGUUAAAGACGGGAUUCUGUUGGCCACCGGGCUGCACGUCCACCGCAACAGCGCCCAUAGUGCCGGAGUGGGAGCCAUCUUUGACAGAGUGCUCACUGAGCUGGUGUCCAAGAUGCGGGAUAUGCAGAUGGAUAAGACAGAACUAGGGUGCCUUCGAGCUAUAGUCCUUUUCAACCCAGACUCCAAAGGUUUGUCAAACCCAAGUGAGGUAGAGGCUCUGAGAGAGAAAGUCUACGCGUCUUUAGAGGCCUACUGCAAACACAAGUACCCGGAGCAGCCUGGCAGAUUUGCCAAGCUGCUGCUGAGGUUACCGGCACUGCGCUCCAUCGGCCUCAAGUGUCUGGAGCACUUGUUCUUCUUCAAGCUCAUAGGCGACACGCCCAUCGACACCUUCCUCAUGGAAAUGCUAGAAGCUCCGCAUCAAAUGACAUAAUAGCAGAGAGGAUGGGGCCUUCAUCUGCCUCCUCUUUAUUUCCCAGCAGCCCUUUGGUCAAAAGCAGCAGGGUCCUUUUUUAAAAUGUUCCACCUCCACCGAGAGACAGAUCCUGCGAUGAUGAACAUUUUCCCUCUUCACCGUCAAUCCCGCAGAAACAGCUAAUUAAUUAUGGGUGUGUUUUUAUACCUUGUAAAGUACUAUAUAUAUAUAUAUAUAUAUAUAUAUAUAUAUAUAUAUAUAUAUAUAUAUAUAUAUAUAUAUAUAUAUCACAACAACGUGUUGGAGAGAAGACAGAAGCAAUGUACUGAGCCUUCAUUAGCAUUUUCUCAGCAUCCUCAUAGUCAACACUUGCAGGGUGUACGCAAACGUGGUGUGGACGUCAUGUUGAGACCCUCAGCCUCGUGAGCAGGACAAUCUUGCAGAUACAUGGGCUAUCCGGGCCUCUUGGGUUUCAUCAAGACUGAUUCAAAACAAACUCGAGGUCCUUGCCUGACUGGACUCAACACGUCUUGCACUA